GACUUGAGUCCGCAGUCGCUCACCGGUCGUGUGGCCGUAGGCACGUUAAUGUGGUGUUUCCUACUCCGCUGCUAACUAUAACAUAAACAAUUUGUUAAUGUUCUCAAGAGCAAGCUAUAAUCUUAUCCAAUAUCGACAUUGAAUGAUACGUUAUCAUUUAUCACAAAACAUGACGCGGUGAUUGGUGCGCUAAGUUAUGCGACUCAGUGGUGAUUAAAUUUUUACAGUGCUGUGUCAUGAGUGAGUUUUAAAGCUAGAAGUGACCCUAUUGUAACAGUUAAAGAGCGUGUUCACGAUGUCCUUGUUUAAGAAGAAAGCUCCAAAGUAUACUCCUCCGGCUCCUCCCGCGGAGGAGAUCCAUAACCAGCCUAACGGUGUUGACAAUAACAACGGGGCCCAGAAGUCUCAGUUAGUGUUUCAUUGUCAGCAAGCACAAGGAAGUCCACUUGGUCUCAUCUCAGGAUUCUCGAACGUCAAAGAGCUAUACCAAAAAAUAGCAGAAUGCUAUGACUUCCCACCUGAAGAUAUUUUAUUCUGUACUUUAAAUACUCACAAAGUUGACAUGAAAAAAUUAUUAGGCGGACAAAUAGGAUUAGAAGAUUUUAUAUUUGCACAUCGGAAGGGACGACCGAAGGAGGUGGAAAUAGUGAAAACAGAAGACUCUCUGGGCUUGACGAUAACGGACAACGGUGCUGGUUACUCGUUCAUCAAGAGGAUAAAGGAAGGGUCUAUUGUAGCCAGAAUACCACACAUUGAGGUCGGAGAUCACAUUGAAAGACUGGACGGGGAGAGCAUGGUCGGAAAGAGACAUUAUGAAGUAGCGAAGAUACUGAAAGAAAUACCCAGAGGAAGUACGUUUACCAUUCGAUUGGUAGAACCUUUGAAGAGUGGGUUCGGCAGUAUUGGGCCGAAAUCCAAUGCUAAAUCUAGUCGGAAACAGAAUUACGGUUCGGGGAAGGAAACGCUGCGGUUUAAAGCCAAUGGGCCAGCAACUAUCGAGAACGAGCAUGACGACAGGUCAAAAGCGGGAAUAGAGAAGAUAAACGAACUGCUGGAGUCUUUUAUGGGAAUAAAUGACACUGAGUUGGCGACACAGAUGUGGGAUCUAGCUGAAGGAAAAACUAAUUCCAUGCAACUCGCCGAGGCCAUAGACAAUAGUGAUUUACAAGAAUUCGGAUUUACAGACGAGUUUAUAAUUGAACUGUGGGGUGUGAUAACGGACGCGAGAUCCGGACGUCUCAGUUAAAGAUUGGUUGAACAAACAAUUGCAGGUCUUCAAACCUUAAGGAGUAACUCUUAGUUACGGUGAGACUCUAUACUAAUGUCGAUCGUUCUACAUUUAAAUGUUCAUACUUUUAAUAUGUACACUACCGGUGCAUUAUAAACUUUCCUGUGAGGUCCGUAAGUGCAAUAGACAGUGCAUAUACGCCUUAAUGUAAUAUAACGUCUCACGGGCACCUAGUCUUUGACAUUGGUAUAGAAGUUAUUAUACAGCAAUGUUUAUUGAACCUAUCUUUAGGUGGUUCUAAACGGGCAUUAGUUUUAGUGUCGUAAGCUAAUAUAUGUAGAUAAUGUGUAGGAGCCUUACAAAAAAUAUAAGUUUCGUCAGCGUCAGCGAAACACAAAUGUGAACCACAGGAGGGUACUAUUGCAGACAAUAUUGCCAUACUAUACGCCGCAUCAAGAAGUUCUUGACGUAGCGGGGCUGUGGUCGAUGAUAUACAGCGAAAUUUAUCUGUAAAAAUAACACAUAUAGAAGCCCCUUUGUAGAGACACACAAAAAAAAAACUUCAACAAUGGCACUCCGUCAGUUCGCCGGUAACGUGUUGUUGUGUCUGUGGUGUAAAUAGAGUUUUCUAUUUGUUCUGACAUUUUCUUGAAAUAUAACUGUAUUAUAUUUGAUUAUUUAAACUCGGUACAGUUAUUGAGCGAUGAAGGCGCCGAAGUUGAAAAAAUGGUCUCAUUGAUUGGGAUGUAUAGAUCUCGCGUAGUGUACAAUCUGCGAUCGUCACACUGCUCGAUAUCAAUCCAGGCGAAUAUUAAUAUGCGCACUAGUUAAGCUGAGAGCUGACGGUCUGCGCCGGAAUCUAUAUGCAAUAAGAUUAGAAAAGAAACGCUCAUUAAAACUGUAUUAGAGUAAUGAUAUUAUAAUGAUGACCAUUCCGAGAAAGUUAAUAUGUUCUUAUACUAGUAACCAGCUAGGCCUUAUUAGUUGUGUGGAAAUAAUUUCAAUAUCUUACCAGAGAUGUAUUUAUACAAAAUCAAUAAUCCUUAGUCCCAAAGUCUUAGGGCUAUAUCUCACUGGGACACCACGGUGGCGCAACCAGUCGCCGCUACCAACAAAAUGUAUUACCACAAUAUGUCUGGUGUCUAGUUAGCUACCCGACACCACAUUGGCGCGGUGUCCCGGUGAAAUAUAACCCUUAAAUAUUGCCUUAUUUCUAAUGAAACGUGUGCCUUGAUAUAAUAAUUAAUAUAUUAUGUAAAAAUUAUUUAUAGUUAAUAAAGUAUUAAUAUAAUUCGUGUACGAAGUACCUAGUUCGAUGAUGCUGUAUAAAUAAAUACAUUAUGAGAAUGAA
This is a messenger RNA of Leptidea sinapis, 2579 nucleotides long. It is a transcript of the gene kermit, whose product is annotated as PDZ domain-containing protein GIPC3. Bases 296 to 1246 code for a protein of 316 amino acids. The record is from RefSeq and is a predicted model, not a curated record. The transcript has 4 exons. NCBI's taxonomy places the organism in Eukaryota, Metazoa, Arthropoda, Insecta, Lepidoptera, Pieridae. Gene Ontology annotation, molecular function: protein binding.